Lactuca virosa is the source of this 324-nucleotide messenger RNA. The record is from the annotation of a GenBank genome assembly. Lineage: Eukaryota; Viridiplantae; Streptophyta; Magnoliopsida; Asterales; Asteraceae.
AUGUCUAGUAGAGGUGGGAGAACGGAUCCUGCUUGGCAGCAUAGUGAAGAAGUAGUAGGAGAGGGUCCGAAAAAGGGAUACAUAUAUCUAAAAUGUAACUAUUGUAGCAAAAUCAUUAAGGGAGGAGUGAAGAGAGUGAAGAAUCAUCUUGCUUGUACACACCAGGAUGUAGAGCCUUGUCCUAAUGUUCCAGAUAUAGUGAAAGAAGAAAUGCUUAAGUUUUUUAAAGCAUUUGAGGCUACUAAAUUAGCUUCUCGAAUGACCUUUGAAGAAAACGUGGCAAGCGGGGCAUACUACAAUAGUGGCGGAAGUGUCAAUCCAUAA